AGAUUUUAUGAGCCCAAUUUCUUGCAUCUUCUCAUAUCUAGAAAAACACUAAAAUCAAUGGACAUAGAUUUUAGUACCUAUUACUUGCCUCUUGGUUGUCACUAGAAAUCAAGGUUUUUAAGAGUAGGGGAUUCUAAUUUAAAUACAUAAUUAAAGCUACUGAAAAUAAUAAAACAUUUCAGUAUGGUAGAAUGUGUGUUUUCCAUUAAGAUGGUUUGAGAAAUGGAAUUACAUUUUGCUGAGAAAGUUUUGUACCUGGUCAGGAUUAACUAAAUUUAGAUUGAAGUUAACUAAGUAAGUGGAUUUUUUUUUAAGUAAGCUAAUACAAGACUGGAAUGUGAUUUCUCUCUGUUAGACGUGCUCUUUUUGAUAACAGAUUAUAUAAGUUUCUGUGCCCUUAGGUGAUGCGUAUUUGUUUUCUUUUCAUCGUUUUGUGACUUUAGUUAAAUGAAUAAGUAUUGUUUCACAGUGACCUGUUGUGUUUUAAAACUGUUUUGAUAUUUUUAACAAACUUCCCAAAUAUCAAAUCUAAGCUUUUUAGCCUCCAGCUGACUAUGGGAUAUUUCGAAAGAACAUCUCUGAGACAUCUCAGAGAGAAAUGUCAAACUAGGUUUAUUUGGUAUGUUAAACUACUUCAAAAACAUUGUCAAGUGAUUGGAGAUGAAUCUUAGGUUAUAGUGUAUGGAUAAAUUUCAUUUAUAUAGCUAUUCCAAAAUUUAUAUGGAAUCCCUAACAUCUGAUAUGUCCUGAUAUGUUAUCAAUCAUAAUACUAGUUAUUCUAAAAUGGUAUACCCAAGUUUCCUGCUAAUUGCAUUGUACUCCAAUCUUUAACUAUGCUAUUUUAAGUUUUGUCCUGAUGCUUUUACAAAAUGAAGAUUUUCAAGAAGGCUGAUAAAAAAUGAACUUUUAAACAAAUAUAAAUUUCUGUUAGCCUUUAGAUAAUAUCACUGGACUGGGUAACAAAUGACAAGACUAAUGGGAAACCUGAUUAUUUCAUCCAGAUCAACGGGAAUUAAUUACAUGGCACUGAAUGAACUGGUAAAUAUGAUUUAUAACUUUAUGACUUUGGGAAAUAUACUGGCUUUAAUCUUUGUUUUUCUGAAAAACCUUUUCUCUUAUGCUAUGACCUACAACAAGUUGAUAAAGUAUGCCUUUGUAAACAAAGAUGAAACCUUUUUUUUCUCUCUACUUGAUCCUGCCAGAAUUUGUUGUCUCUAGCUGGCUCUCCUGUGGACUUAAUAUUAUGCUAAUUAUUGUUUUAAUUUGUUCUUUGUUUCCAAAUUGUUUGUGCUUUGUGUCUCCCUGCUGCACUAUGUCUUUGUCAAUAUUACUAGCUACAUUACUUAUAUCCUGUCUAUUUUAUAAGAUUGUUGCCUCUUGUAGUACCUAGUGUGUAACCAGGCCUCCAACAAAACUUCUUCUAUGGCUAAACAUCUUAAGGAAAUAGAUCACAUUUAUAACAUAAAAUAAUUGUAAUAAUGUGAUUCUAGGUAUGGGAAGAAGCAACAAGGGAAAAUGUCUUCUGGAUCAUAAUUAGACAGAGGAUCCAGAGAAUCUUUAAUUAUCAAUAGGGCCUAAUCCGAAAAUUAGCACCUGGAGUAGCAUAUCAAGAAUUUUCACCUGACCUCGGAUAAGCCUCCCAGCACUGUGGGACAAAAUUUGGUCAUAAAAUGUCUCCCAAAUAUUGGUCAAAUUCCUGACCAAGAGGAGAAGAUCAAUAAUCAGGGAUUGCAGCCCUCCAACGUGAGCCAGUGAAGCCUGAGAAAACUCAGGAAGGAGAAGAAUACCUGCCAUCUAGCAGCCAUCAGACUGCAACCACUCCCUAUGGUGAGUCCUGAGGAAACUCAGGAUAUGAAAAUACAGGAUACAGGCCCCAGAUAGCUGUGGUAUAUAUCAAAGGAAUGAUUUCAUUGAGCCCAGACUCUUGCAUCUUCCCAUACAUAGAAAAAUGCUGAAUUCCUUAACUUGAGAUGUGGCCUCCUAAGCUAGAAGCCCUCAAAAUUCCUGUUAACUCCCAACUUUUAGGCUGUAAAUAUUUUUAAGUCUACAGGUGUAAAGCAGACUCUUCCAAAGCGGAACAAAAGACAAAUCUCAACAUUUGGAACUCUGACACUGAUGGCAGACACUCCCAGAAAGAUCCAUCUUACUGAGCAGUUAAAGCGUUGUCACCCCUUUUUCCACAAGAUUGUGGAUUGGACAUUGACAGUGGGGAAUUGUAACAGGGAAGAGCUAAAUUGGACUCUAUGUGAUCUGUUUCUUUCACUUUAACCUUUGCUUUUCGUUGCUUUUGUUAUUAUAAUCAUACAUAAUGACCGGCCUCAGGGAACCCUGCCUCUCUGCCUGAAUGUUAAACUAAAGUGCCUCUGUUCAGCUCACCGGAAGACAAUCUGACCCCGCCCACCUGUGGAUGGCUGCAAGAAAAAAGAAAUUUACACAUCCCCCACCGAGGGGAUGGCCACCGAGGCUGGCCACUCCAGGAGAUAUUUGCAAAACUUAUGGCCUUUUUACUUUACUUCCUCAUCUCCUCCCCCUCUCUGUCCUAUAAAAGAAACUGGCAUCCAAACCCUGAGAAGACGGUUUUUCAGAGACAGUAAUCUGCUAUCUUCUCGGUCUGCCGGCAUUCCGCAUAAAGUCGUAUUCCUUGCCUCAUCACCUCCUCUCCGAUUCAUUGGCCUGUCGUGCAGCGAGCAGAGCGAGCUCGGACACGGUAACAUGGGGAUCUGCUCACGGGCAGGUUGCCCCACAGGGCCGCUGGGCUUGAUCGGAAGCUCGGGGAUCUCUCUCUACGCCAGCCUCCUUCAGGAGAGCAGAGGGUCGGAGAAUAUCUCUGAGUCCAGAUUGCCAGGGACUCCCUGCCACAGGGCUGUGCCCGGGUCACACCCCGCCCGCCGACUCGGCUGUGGAACUCCGAGGCUGCGGCGUAGAAUGGGGGAGAGGCUAACCUAGCAGCUGCCGAGGCUCCUUUUGCCUUGAGGACACCUUCUCUUCUCAUGCCCGCGUCGGCCUGGACUUCCACUCCAAGAACACACUAAAUAUUGGAGGAUCAGAAAGAGGGCGUUUGGAAGUCGAGACGCACCUGUCAGCACCUACGCUCUGCCUCCUCUGAUCCUGCCCACCCCCUGGGAAGGACACCACAGGAAGGAAGGAGAAGGCAAUGGCUGCUGGGCCUCUACUAUUGGGAGUUCAGGGCAUCAGCUUUCCAAACCAAAUGUGAUAUCUCAGCUGGAUUGAGAACUGAGCCUGAUGACAAAAGAACAUCCAGGGUGCAUUUCCCCAGACUGGGAGAUAAGACUUGAAACCAAAGAGUCAACUACAAAGCCCUAAUUACUGAAGAUUUAUCUUAUGGGGUAAUAAUGGAAAGAGAAGGUCUCUGGCAUUCUUCUUUAGGGGAAACCUGGGAACCUGAUAAUUGGUUAGAGGGGCAACAGAAAAACCAGGAUAGACAUCUGGGCCAAGUGCACAUUACCCAUAAGGAAACCCUCACUGUGAGAAGGACAUGUGGAGGUAAUGAAUUUGAAAGAUGUUUCAGUCAGGGUUCAAUCAUUGAUACACAACAAACUAUUCCUGUGGGGAAAAGUCCUCACAGUUGGAAUUCACAUGGAAAAGACACUAAACAAAAUGCUGAAUUAAUUAAAACUCAAAGAAUGUUUGCAGGAAAGAAAAUCUAUGGAUGUAAUGAGUGUGGGAAAACCUUCAGCCAGAGUUCAUCCCUCCUUAAGCACCAGAGGACUCAUACAGGGGAGAAACCCUAUAACUGUAAUGUAUGUGGGAAGCACUUCAUUGAACGCUCCUCGCUUACCGUACAUCAAAGAAUUCAUACUGGAGAGAAACCUUACAAAUGUAACGAAUGUGGGAAAACCUUCAGUCAGAGCAUGAAUCUUACUGUUCAUCAAAGAACUCAUACUGGAGAGAAACCAUAUCAAUGUAAAGAGUGUGGAAAAGCUUUCCGCAAGAAUUCAUCCCUUAUUCAGCAUGAAAGGAUUCAUACUGGAGAGAAACCGUACAAAUGUAAUGAAUGUGGUAAAGCUUUUACCCAAAGUAUGAAUCUCACAGUGCAUCAAAGAACUCAUACAGGAGAAAAACCCUAUGAAUGUAAUGAAUGUGGAAAAGCCUUCAGUCAAAGUAUGCAUCUUACUGUACAUCAGAGAAGCCAUACUGGAGAAAAACCCUAUGAGUGUAGUGAAUGUGGAAAAGCCUUUAGUAAGAGCUCAGCUCUUACCCUGCAUCAGCGAAAUCAUACUGGAGAAAAACCCUACAAAUGUAACAAGUGUGGGAAAUCCUUUAGCCAAAGUACAUACCUUAUAGAGCAUCAGAGACUUCAUUCUGGAGUAAAACCUUUUGAAUGUAAUCAGUGUGGGAAAGCUUUCAGUAAAAAUUCAUCUCUUACUCAGCAUCGGAGAAUUCAUACUGGAGAGAAACCUUAUGAGUGUAUGAUAUGUGGGAAACAUUUCACUGGGCGAUCAUCCCUUACUGUACAUCAGGUUACUCAUACUGGAGAGAAGCCUUAUGAAUGCAGUGAAUGUGGAAAGGCCUUCAGCCAGAGCGCAUACCUUAUUGAGCAUCAAAGAAUUCAUACUGGUGAGAAGCCCUAUGAAUGCAAUCAGUGUGGAAAAGCCUUCAUUAAGAAUUCAUCCCUUAUAGUGCAUCAGAGAACUCAUACAGGAGAGAAACCCUAUCAGUGUAAUGAAUGUGGAAAAGCCUUCAGUCGGAGUACAAAUCUUACACGGCAUCAGAGAACUCAUACGUGAGGGAAGCUUCCAUGGGAUCCUUCACCCAAAAAAGCCUUUGAGUGUAGUGAGUGUGGAAAAGUCUUCACUAAGAGUUCAACCCUCAAUAAACAUCAGAAGAUUCAUACUGAAAAACUUAAUGCAAAUCGGAAAAUUCUUAUUAAAGAGAAGCGAUAUGAAUGUAGAGAAUGUGGGAAAGCCUUUCACCAGAGCACACACCUCAUCCAUCACCAAAGAAUUCACACUGGUGAGAAGCCAUACGAAUGUAAGGAAUGUGGCAAGGCCUUCUCAGUGAGCUCCUCACUUACUUAUCAUCAGAAAAUUCAUACUGGAGAGAAGCCUUUUGAAUGCAACUUAUGUGGAAAAGCUUUUAUCCGAAACAUACACCUUGCCCACCAUCAUAGAAUACAUACUGGAGAGAAACCUUUUAAAUGUAACAUAUGUGACAAAGCCUUUGUGUGCAGGGCACAUCUUACCAAACACCAGAAUAUUCAUAGUGGAGAGAAACCCUAUAAAUGUAAUGAAUGUGGGAAGGCCUUCAAUCAGAGUACAAGUUUUCUUCAGCAUCAGAGAAUUCACACUGGGGAGAAGCCUUUUGAAUGUAAUGAAUGUGGGAAGGCUUUCAGGGUGAACUCUUCCCUUACUGAACAUCAAAGAAUUCAUACUGGAGAGAAACCUUAUAAGUGUAACGAAUGUGGGAAAGCUUUCAGGGAUAAUUCAUCCUUUGCUCGACAUCGGAAAAUUCAUACUGGAGAGAAACCUUACAGAUGUGGUUUGUGUGAGAAAGCCUUCAGGGACCAAUCAGCCCUAGCCCAGCAUCAGAGAAUUCAUACUGGGGAGAAACCUUAUGCAUGUAAUAUAUGUGAGAAAGCAUUCAGUGACCAUUCAGCCCUCACUCAACAUAAGAGAAUUCAUACUAGAGAAAAACCUUAUAAAUGUAAAAUCUGUGAGAAAGCCUUUAUCCGAAGUACACAUCUGACUCAACAUCAGAGGAUUCACACGGGAGAGAAACCCUAUAAAUGUAAUAAAUGUGGGAAAGCUUUCAACCAGACUGCAAACCUCAUUCAGCAUCAGAGACAUCAUAUUGGAGAAAAGUGAUAUGGAAGAGCUUUGAGACUAAGGGUAUUAAUUAUUGAAUGCAAGAGAAUUUCCAUUCUACAGAAUAACCAUGAAAGCUUACAUGAAGAUAGUCAUUUUAUUUACUGAGAGUCAAGGUUCACAGUAGUGUGGGUUUUGAGAACUUAAGAAUGUCAAACACUCCUCAUAAUUCAGAACUGCCUCAGUUGAAUAGUCUGAAUUAGUCUGAAUUACCAAGUAUCAGAACCAACAUGGACCUUCACUAACAACAUAGAAAUUAGUUGACCAUUAAGAUAAAUUAUAAAAUUGUAAAAAUUGAGAAGCACAGGAACAAAAAAGUAAGAAAAUGGUCUGUAAGCAUUUUACUGUACUUGAUUCUCUUAUAUAGGAGGGUUUCUACCUUUAAUGGAAUGCUUUGUUUUCCUCACCCCCACUAUUUACACCCAGUGUAAAGAAAGUGCAGUCACCUGUGCACUGGCCCAGGAGUUACUUAAAUUAUGCUUCCCACCUUCUGCUUCAAACCAACUUUUGUCAUAUUUCCCUGGUUCAUGUGUCCACUGGCUUCUUACCUGUAUUCUUCUCCUGGGACAAUUCAUUUGAACUGUGUGUCCCUUUUUGAUUUAGCAACUCCUAACUGAUAACAUCACGUCAGUUACUACCACCCAGUUUGCCCUUGAAGACUGUGGUUAUCUGACCUCACACACAGUCCAUGAUUCUGGAUGUUGUUCCAAACCCAGCUUUCAGAACUCAGGACCCCUAUCUGGAAGGCAGAGGUUGAUAAAAAUUCCUGAGUAACCCAGGUCCUCUGGGCUUCAGUUUGACUCUGACCCUCGGAUAAUCCCUAAAGUAGGGGCUUAAUCUGUGCAGACAUUCCCCCCGCCAGUUGUUCUGCACUGUAGUUACACUACACAUGGCAGUCAGGGGCAUGCUCAGCUUCGGGUGUGACGAUCCCAGCCACCUAGAGAUGUUCUGGGCACUGCUACUUCUGUGACUUGCCAUUUCCUGAUGUGCAUCUGACAAGGGAGGUUAGAGCCUCAAGGGAGUUGUCAAAAGGCUCUCACCCACUUUUUCCCUUGUCUGGGCAAUCCUCUGUGUCCACUGCAUUAGUGUAUAUUUGUUACUCCCAGAAUAUUGAACUGCUGCAUCCUGGUUCUUGCCCUGCUUUUGUCUACUUUUCUGAAGGUAUCAACUCUGUUCACAGAAAACACAGAGAGCUUUGAAUUUCUGAUUUUGCAUUUGGAAGUGGCCAUUUCGUGUCCUCCAC
This is a messenger RNA of Aethalodelphis obliquidens (Pacific white-sided dolphin), 7068 nucleotides long. RefSeq names its product ZFP2 zinc finger protein (gene ZFP2). Gene Ontology annotation, molecular function: DNA-binding transcription factor activity, RNA polymerase II-specific; RNA polymerase II cis-regulatory region sequence-specific DNA binding. Gene Ontology annotation, biological process: regulation of DNA-templated transcription. NCBI's taxonomy places the organism in Eukaryota, Metazoa, Chordata, Mammalia, Artiodactyla, Delphinidae. The record is from RefSeq and is a predicted model, not a curated record. The transcript is spliced from 5 exons.